Xyrauchen texanus (razorback sucker) is the source of this 1871-nucleotide messenger RNA. Its product is annotated as fibroleukin-like. The record is from RefSeq and is a predicted model, not a curated record. Bases 759 to 1592 code for a protein of 277 amino acids. Lineage: Eukaryota; Metazoa; Chordata; Actinopteri; Cypriniformes; Catostomidae. The transcript has 4 exons.
AAAAAAUGGAUCAUAAAAAAUAAAAUGAAAAUGUUUUACUUCUGCACCAUGCCUAGAUUUCUAAAGCCAUAUGAUAGGAUGUGUGAGGAACAGGUUAGUUUUGUGAACUGUAUUAACCGAUUAAUUGAUCUAGCUCUAAGGAGCUAAUUGUUCAGGAACUGAUAUCAUAAUCAAUAUUGUAUGGCUUUAGAAUGAGUCAUAUUGACCACUUUAAUGAUGCUUUGUUUCACAUUUUUUUGAUAAAGUUUGAUAGCCCCAAUCCUCAUUCACUUGAGGGUAUUCUUUCAACUCGCCUUUUGUGUUCCAAGGAAGAUUGCAAAUCAUUCAUAUUUGGGUGAGUAUUUCAAAAUGUAGGUAAGUGAUGACAGGAUUUUCAGUUUUGGGUCAACUGUUCCUUUAAACAUUUACAGUUGCAUCAUAUUAGGUCAAUAUUUAAACUCACUAACUUCUUUUCAUUUUCUUUUGUUAGUAUUCUCUCAUUCCUGUUCUUCCCUUAAUGAAGUCAACUCCUAAUUUACACUCAGCAGAUAGAAGUGUUCUUUAGAAUGCAGGACUUGUAGACCCUUGAAAGCCUUCUCAUUUGACCCACUCAUUACCUUUCUCUAACCUUUGUAUUACCUCACACUAAACCCUAACUAUUCUGAAAUAACUAACUAGCAAACAUACCAAUUUAAAGAUAAUUUAAUGACAUCCUUCUAACAUUUAACAACCUUUUUCGCAUUAGAUUCAUGCAUUUUUUUUUGUUUUAACUAAUUUUCAUGGUCUGUUUCACCUUCUCUGUCUUAGAAAGUGCGGUAGGCAGAAAUGGCGAGAAAGACUUGCUGCUGUUGCUGAAGAGCAUCACACAUGCUACACCAAAUGGCUCAAAACCAAGGACUCCUACAGUGCCUCCUACCACAGGGCUUUACCCUCAAGACUGUCAUGAGAUCUACCAAUUAGGAAUCAAAGAGAACGGAAUCUACACCAUUCAGCCAGAUCCAAUGCGGCCAGCACUAGAGGCUGUGUGUGACAUGGUUUCAGCUGGUGGGGGAUGGACGGUGUUUCAGCGCAGGUUUGAUGGACAGAUUGAUUUUAACAGAACCUGGCAAGCAUACCGUGAUGGAUUUGGAUCCCCACAGACAGAGCACUGGUUAGGGAAUGCAGUUCUAUAUGCCCUGACUGCAAACGGGCAUUACACACUCCUCAUUACUCUCCAAGACUGGCACGAACAGACACGUCAUGCUAACUAUAACACCUUUAAAGUGGCCGGAGAAAACCAGAGGUUUCGCCUCACUGCUCGAGAUUACCAUGGUGAUGCUGGCAAUGCACUCAGCUAUAGUAAACAGUAUAAUCAUGAUGGCAGAGCUUUCAGUACAUACGACCGGGAUCAUGAUCGCUAUGCUGCUGGUAACUGUGCCCGUUAUUAUGGUGCAGGCUGGUGGUUUGACUCCUGUUUGGCUGCUAACCUCAAUGGCCGCUUCUACGAUGGGCGUUACAGUGGCAUCACAGAUGGCAUCUACUGGGGCACCUGGUAUAUCCUGACUGACUAUCGCACAGGAGAAAGAUACUCAUUCAAAAGUGUUGAAAUGAAAACAAGACCAAGUAGGAGCUAGGACAGACAGGGUGACAAAUAAUGGAGAUAAUAAUAUUUGAGAUUUUGUCAUGUAAUCCAUUCACUGUAUGUUUCAUUUGCAAUAUUUUAGUAAAUUAUAAUAUUAUAUGGAACUUUCAUUGUAUUGAACGUGAGAUGAACAAUUCUUUGAAAAUACAUUUCAAACUGUCCAAGUUUAAGAAGUGUAAAGUCUUUGCCUCUGUCACUGUGCAAAUUCUCAUUUAAUUCAGUUAUAUUUGUUUUAUGAAAUGCAAACAAACUAUCACAUGCUAUUCAUUCU